AUGAAUCCAUUAAAUAAGAUCAUAUUUUUAUCAGCAUUUUUAGCUUCCGGAUUUUUAUUAAUAUUAUUAUCAUGUGCCUUGUAUAACAAUUAUCACACAUUAUGGGUUAUAUUAAUUUUCCUUCUAGCUCCACUUCCAAAUUUAAUAACCAAUUCAAUAGAACUGGCAAGGGAUUACAAUUUCUUAACAUUCAAUGACUAUGGAAAUGGAAACGAUUCGACCCAAUCUCCAUUACAAGAAUUUGGAAAAUAUUUAACAGGAUUCUUAAUUGUUAGUGGGAUUGCAUUACCAUUAACUUUUUUUCAUUGCGGCUUGAUUGAAAUAGGAGCUACAAUUAUGAGUAUAAUCGGUGGUUUAAUUGUCUACAGUGAUAUUAUUAUUUUCAUUUGGUUUUUCAAUAGUGAAGAGGAGGAACAUGAUGAGUUUAAUUUUUAG
Messenger RNA from Candida tropicalis MYA-3404, 435 nucleotides. RefSeq lists its product as uncharacterized. NCBI's taxonomy places the organism in Eukaryota, Fungi, Ascomycota, Pichiomycetes, Serinales, Debaryomycetaceae. The transcript has a single exon. Bases 1 to 435 code for a protein of 144 amino acids. The record is from RefSeq and is a predicted model, not a curated record. Gene Ontology annotation, biological process: late endosome to vacuole transport via multivesicular body sorting pathway. Gene Ontology annotation, cellular component: Vps55/Vps68 complex; endosome.